AUGUCGGACAGGAGCGGGGAAAAGAUGGCGGCUUACCUGGUGCAGAUGACUUGUAUGUACAGGGGAAUGUUAGCGGUAAGGGUGACGGGUAUCAGGCCGCUGAUACCUGGCGUGGUCCCGGCUCAGUUUCGGGCAUUCUCGGUGCGAAAAGAGGCGGGGUUGGAGGAUAAUCCUUACUAUAACAAAUACGAGGAAAAGAUCCAGAAUAUCCGGAGUUCCAAGCCUCAAGAGUUCAAGGCCCGAAUGGAGAAACGCCACGAGUCCAAGAAAGAAGUGCUUGUCAACCCCGAGCAAGCAGAGUUUAUGAGGGUCAUGGAGCAGCAGUUAGAGAAGCAAGACGAGCUGUCGGCUGGCGAUGGAAAAGCAGGAGGUUUCACGAAAAAUAAGUCGCUGAGCUCCAUCCUCAAUCUUGAGCUGAUCCAGGACAAGACAGGUGAAGAGAUUGCCGAGCUCUGGAUGAAAUAUUAUGCCACCAAGGAUACAAUCAGCGCUGUCAUCCCAAGUCACACGUAUGAGGUUAUUGUCGCCCGAGCACAGUCGUGUUCCAUGUUCUUAUUUGCAUUGCCACAGAACGAGGGUUAUGAGUUCUUUGUUGGGCAAUGGUCCGGCCACGAGAUCCAUUUCACCUCCCUCAUCAACAUCCAGACUCAUGGAAAGAACGCUCCCAGUCAGAUGAUCCUCUACCACCACCCAGACUUGAAGGAGAACAAGGGCAUCGUGCUCAUGACAGCAGAGUUGGACCCCAAGUUCAUAACUGUCCCCCAGGCUCAGUGUUUGGCCAAUCAGGUGCAGCUCUUCUAUGGUACGAAGAGGCAAGAGACGUUCCGGUUGGUAGAGACAUUUAACCACCACCCAGCAGAGUUUAAACACAUGUCAGUGAUUGCAGAGCUGGAGCAGAGUGGCAUAGGGACUGCUCUCACGCCAACAUCCUCAUAGAGAAAGAGAAGCACUAAGCUGAGCAGCAGCCUGAUGACAGGGACUCCGCAUGGAAUCCCAUUUCAGGUCAGAAGGAAUCUUAUCCAGUGAUUAGGUUGGAGCAUCUUUCUUCACACGCUAAAGAGGUCAAUUGUCUGUCCUGUCAGUGUGCUAUCAAAACAACUUUUUUAAUUGUACAUAUGAAUAAUUUCAAUAUUUGUUCAAUAAGGUUAAAGCUGUCUUUAACGGUAAAGACAGCUUGUUUGAAAAAGAACCACUGGAGAGAGCCUCAUUAACUUGUUGUAAUACACCAGCUAAAGUUCCACAUUGAGGCAGCCAUUUUGCUUUCACAGAAAUAAAUGGUUAUUUCUGCGAUAUUUAUAUAUUGUGAAAGUGUUGUGACGAUUGCAUUUCUUUACCGUUAUUACGAUAGCAUAAAGACGAGUAUAGUGGAUGAUCAGGAUCAUUUAUACACUUAUAUCCACAGAGUUUGAAGGGCUACACAACUGUUGUGCAUCUCACAAUUUUCAUGAAGCUGUUCGUCUUUACCGUUAAAAAAAUGUGCUGUCAUUUGCUCUGUGAACAAGGAUUGCCUCAAUUGCCUACAAAUGAAUAACAUUUUGAAAAUAGGACUUUAAGUGUGGCUGUUCAGCAUGGGAGACAUUAACCCGCAUUAAAUGAAAGCUGCAUCAAAAGUAACUUGCUAAAUUUGCAUUUUUAUUUUUUUUG
Molecule: messenger RNA, 1644 nt
Organism: Phycodurus eques (leafy seadragon)
Lineage: Eukaryota; Metazoa; Chordata; Actinopteri; Syngnathiformes; Syngnathidae
Gene: atpaf1
Product: ATP synthase mitochondrial F1 complex assembly factor 1
Exons: 9
Coding region: 1-936 (311 amino acids)
Biological process (GO): mitochondrial proton-transporting ATP synthase complex assembly
Cellular component (GO): mitochondrion
Source: RefSeq, a predicted model, not a curated record